GCAAAGUGAGAUGGAAAGUCCUAUGAAAUUGGAGGCGGAUGUACUUGAAAAGCCUGGAGUGUUCAACGGCGGGGUAGCGUGGCGGUGACGCCAGUGUGGGUCUAUGGAGCGGGGUAGUUGAUGUUCACCGCAGGUGCCAUAAUUUCUCAACUCUCCAGCAAUAUCCUAUGCAAACAGGGCCUCAUUACGCCUUGAACCGGCUUUUAUCAGCACUCCACGAUGGAAGAAAAAUCUCUUGAGCACUCAGACCUUUGGACAGUUCAAAGAGCGCGACCUGUCGACGAGCUACAGCUUGCCCUAGAUUCGGUGCUCGGUUACUUUCACCUACUUGGCAAGUUGAAGACAACCAAGCGCGAGGGAUGGCGCCGCCAUGGAAUCGAUCACGGCGAAUCGAUCGCUGACCAUUGUCACCGGAUGGCAAUGAUGGCAAUGCUUGCUCCCCAGAAUCUUGAUCUCCAAAAAUGCCUCAACAUGUCGCUGAUCCACGACGUGGCGGAGUCCAUCGUUGGCGAUAUCACACCAAUGGAUGCUGUAUCGAAGACUGAGAAAAACAGACGGGAGGCCUUAACGAUGAAUCAUUUCCGCGAUACACUCGGUCCAGCUGGCGCCCUUCUGUGGGAUUGGUGGCAGGAGUUCGAGGCCGGAGAAACACCCGAAAGCAAAUUUGUCCAAGACUUGGAUAAGAUUGAGCUUCUCCUCCAAAUGGUGGAGUACGAAAAAGAGGGGAAAUGCAAGACUGACCUAGGCAGCUUCGCAGGCGCAGCGACCAAAAUCAAAACUCCAGAGUGUAAAGCAUGGGCUACAGAGAUCCUGAAAGCCCGUGAAGGCAUUUGGGGAGACAAGGAGCAUGUUCGGGGUGAGCUUGGAGAGGAAGGAGGCAUAUCAAAGGAAUUCAAGAAACAGCAAGAUGAUUACUACUCUGAGACGCGUUAGGUGGGCAAAGGCACGACCUUAUCUUCGAUCAUUUCCAAUAUCUCGUAAUCGCCUUCUGCACGCAUUCCGUAUGUAUGGGCAAUGUCCAGCUGGUGAAUUAGAGCCGUCUGGCAGCGCACAUAGAACCCUCAACAGCCGGUAUCACCUCCAUGUUGAAGUGUUAUCUUUUGUUUAAGUCUAUUCUGGCCAGCACAGUUCGGUUUUUGGUUGCAAAGAGGCUUGAAAUUCCUUGGAAAGUACAUUGAACUUUGAUUAAUACUAUUCACUCUCUCUAUUGAAUGCGCGACUUCCUAGGUCGAUGAGCCGUCGGACGCCAAGCAGGUAGUAUUACUGAUGCUUCAUCAUUUCGUGGUCUGCCGCCAUUUUGGCAUUCACCGGGCCUGAGCAAUUGACCCUUGUCAGGCGGAGGUGGAACAAGGAGAGCUAUAUUCGGAUCUAGUUUUGAUCCACUGUUAAUAUUUGUAGUUGUUUAU
Messenger RNA from Colletotrichum godetiae, 1406 nucleotides. RefSeq names its product HD domain-containing protein. Gene Ontology annotation, molecular function: 5'-deoxynucleotidase activity. Gene Ontology annotation, cellular component: cytoplasm. The record is from RefSeq and is a predicted model, not a curated record. Lineage: Eukaryota; Fungi; Ascomycota; Sordariomycetes; Glomerellales; Glomerellaceae. Bases 220 to 933 code for a protein of 237 amino acids. The transcript has 3 exons.